Messenger RNA from Zeugodacus cucurbitae (melon fly), 3100 nucleotides. RefSeq names its product ionotropic receptor 75a (gene Ir75a). Gene Ontology annotation, molecular function: ligand-gated monoatomic ion channel activity. NCBI's taxonomy places the organism in Eukaryota, Metazoa, Arthropoda, Insecta, Diptera, Tephritidae. The record is from RefSeq and is a predicted model, not a curated record. Bases 116 to 3100 code for a protein of 994 amino acids. Gene Ontology annotation, cellular component: membrane. The transcript is spliced from 11 exons.
UCACACUUUUGUUAAUCGCUGGACGAUCAAUGAAACACAUGGUGGUCUUAUCGGUGCCUUGGCUAUACAAAGCGCUGAUCUCAUAUCGACACCCUUUAUACCGACCGCACCACGCAUGGAAUUCUUCACCAUAAUUGCUGAGACGUCUUCAUUUCGUUCAAUCUGUCUCUUUCGUACACCACGUAAUUCCGGCAUACAGGGUGAUGUUUUCUUGAAACCGUUCAACACCACUGUCUGGUCACUCUUUGGUGUGCUUCUACUUUUAACGGCUGUUGUGCUCUGGAGCAUCUUCAGAUUAGAGCGUUAUCGCAUGUACAAGCGUUAUAUCGAUUAUAUGCCAUCGCUGUUGGCUACUUUUCUCAUUUCCUUUGGUUCCGCGUGCAGUCAGGGUAGCGAUAUGGUACCGGGGUCCAUUGGUGGCCGUAUGGUGUUCUACACAUUAUAUCUCUUAACUUUUCUAAUGUACAACUAUUAUACGUCUAUUGUGGUUUCAUCGCUGCUUGGCUCGCCUGUGAAAUCUGAUAUCAAGACAAUGGGUCAGCUAGCGGAUAGUUCGCUAGAAGUUGGACUGGAGCCCUUGCCAUUCACGCUGACCUAUUUGAAUAACUCUCUCCUACCGGAAGUGCGUCGCUUCAAGCACAAAAUUGACUCCGUACCCAAUCCGCAAGCAAUUUGGAUGCCCUUGGAAAAGGGCAUACUGCGUGUGCGCGAUCAACCGGGUUUCGUUUUUGGCUUCGAAGCCUCCACUGGCUUUCUGCUCGUCAAACGUUACUAUAAACCUUAUGAGAUAUGCGAUCUGAAUGAAGUACUCUUUCGUCCUGAGAAAAGUCUCUACAGCGCAGUACAUAAGAAUUACAGCUACAAGGAGAUAACCAAGCAGAAAGUCAUACGCAUUUUGGAGACAGGCGUCAAUUUGAAGUUACAUCGUUAUUGGGUGCAGACCACAUUGGAGUGUUUUGAUAGCAAUUUCAUCGUGGAAGUUGGCAUGGAGUACAUGGCGCCACUAUUUAUGCUACUGGCUUGUACAUAUGUGCUGGUGCUCAUGAUAUUAUUAUGCGAAAUUUUGCAUAAGAAAUAUUGGACUGAGCGAAAAAUGCGUUUGGAGAAUAUUUUAUUUGGCCAAAAUUGGCAUAAUGACCGCGGCAGGAAACUAUUGUUAUUGAAUCAACGUUGCUUUGCACAUCAAAAAAAAAUAUUCGCAACAAUGGAGCUAAUGCUCUUAAAUUUUAUUCUACAUCAUUUUCUAAGCGCCAAUAUUAAUUCGAUUGUAGUGUUGAAUUGUUGGAGUGCACAAACCCAAUGUGAUUUCUCUAAAAUGCUGAACGGGCACUCUCUUUACUCACGUUUUGUCAACAUCGAAUCGAUCGAUAUGUCUGCCGACUUUGAAUAUCGUUACUUACUACAUAAUCGACCUGGAAUGGGUGCCUAUCUAGAUAUGAAUUGUAAAAGUUCGGAGCAAGUGAUGGGCACCCUUAAUCGCAGUCAUCUCUUCAAUGCGCACUACAAUUGGCUACUUUACGAUCGUAUAGCAGAUUUGAACAAUUUUAGACGUCUCUUUGCCGAUGCUAAUCUUGAUGUGGAUGCAGAGCUUACUUACGCGAUCUUGAAGCCAACACGACUCGGCCCAGUUAGCGAAAUAAACAUAACCUCAUUUGUCAAAUACGAUGUCUACAAUAAUGGGUAUAACUUGGGCGGUAAACUAAAUAUGACUGUAGAUCGUGAAGUUGAAUGCAAUGUGACCUCAUGUUAUAUAAAGCGUUAUCUUUCUCAACUACAUACGCGCUCGAAGUAUGGUAAUCGUGAUAAACUACACGAUAUAACAAUGCGUGUAUCUGUAGUGAUCACUCAACUACCAUUGUCUACACCCGUGCCAAUGAUGUUGGAUUUUCUCACUUCUGAGAAUAAUUCAGAUGUUGAUCCCAUAUCGCGUUUUGGUUAUAGAAUUAUGCUGAUUUUUAAAGAUUUGUUCGGUUGCAAAAUGCGUUAUACCUUUCGCUCGCACUGGGGCAUCAAUGAAACCUAUGGCGGUAGUAUAGGCGACUUAAUUUCGUCUGAAGCCGACUUUUUAUCAACUCCUUUUCUCAGCACAGCUGCGCGUGUCAAAUACGUUUCACCACUCCUCGAAACCGGUGGCUUUAGUUCGAUCUGCAUUUUUCGUACGCCGCGUAGUUCCAGCAUGAAAGGAGAGGCAUUCGUGCAACCUUUCGAUGGUUCUGUUUGGCUCGUCUUCGUCAUUUUGUUGAUAGUGGUUGCAAUCUUUUUGUGGUACACUUUCAUAUUGGAGAUGCGUAAUUGCCGCACUUAUUUACCGUAUACACCUUCACUGUUGUCGACCGGUCUAUUGGCUUUCGGCUCAGCUUGUUAUCAGGGUAGUCAUAUUGUACCCUCUUCAGUGGGCGGGCGUUUGGCCUAUUUGUCACUCUACCUCGCCACUUUCAUUGUAUACAACUAUUACACGUCGAUUUUGCUUUCCACACUACUGGGAACACCGCCGAAAUCUGAUAUUAAAACGUUGGGUCAGUUGGCUGACAGUUCACUGACGGUCAGCUUGGAGCCAUUGCCAUACAACUACGUCUAUUUGAAUGCCUCUCAAUUGCCCGAUGUGCGUCGCUUUGUGUCUCGCAAAAUUGAGUCACGUAAGAAUCCACAAAAAGUUUGGAUUCCCGUGAAGGAGGGUGUGCUACGCGUGCGUGAUGAACCUGGCUUCGUUUAUGUGUUGGAGACAUCCUAUGCUUACCCAUUUUUGGAACGAAAUUUCCUACCUCAUCAGAUUUGUGAUUUAAAUGAGGUUAAUUUGCGUCCGGAUAAAAGUCUCUUUACGCAGCUGCACAAGAACUCUUCAUAUAGAGAACUAACCCGUAUACGUGGCAUACGCAUGUUGGAGACUGCCGUUUUUCGUAAACAUCGUCGCUAUUGGGUUAGAAACAAAUUGAAUUGUGUACCCAGUAAUUAUCUAUUUGCAGUGGGCAUGGAAUAUACGGCACCACUCUUUCUAAUGCUAGCUUUCUCCUAUAUCCUAUGCUUAUUAUUGUUGGGUUUGGAAUUACUUAUUAAGCGUUUGUCGUAUGCUCAUGAAAAAACUUCUUUGUUGGCUUUCUGA